Molecule: messenger RNA, 1695 nt
Organism: Sugiyamaella lignohabitans
Lineage: Eukaryota; Fungi; Ascomycota; Dipodascomycetes; Dipodascales; Trichomonascaceae
Exons: 1
Coding region: 1-1695 (564 amino acids)
Source: RefSeq, a predicted model, not a curated record
AUGUAUCGAGUGAAUUCGACGACAGUCGGAGCUGGUACGGGCCAUGGAAUGAGUCCGCAGCCAACCGGCGGUGGCUCGGCAAGGAAAGUUUAUGUCCGCCAGGAUCGAGGUGCUGAUUUGGGCACUGGGUCUGGUUUGGGCAGUGGAAUCGGGAUAAAUCCGGAUGGAAAUGGUAUGGGAGGUAGCCUGCAGUCGCCUUUGCCAGCAGCUGUGAAAAGUACGGGAGAGAUAGGAUCUAAAGGCAUGUUUGUUCGAGCUAAUUCUGAUACUAAAGUGCGGCCGGGAUCAGGGUCUGUCAAAUUAAAAGCUGCGAGUGUUCCAGUUGUGGCUACGGUAUCUACGUCGAACAGUGGAAUUGGUAUUGGGGCUGAGAGUGUCGGAGGCAAUGGGAACGUAUUUUCCUCGAAUACUCCAGGAUCUAGAGCCUCGUCGGUUGUUUCUGACAGGCAGCCACGGCCACAGCUGCGACAGCGUGUAUCGGUGCUAGAUCUCAAGCCAGAGCUUCAUUAUAAUGCGAGUGUAUCAUCGAAGUCAUCUGUGAGUUCACUGAAUCACAACCAGGUUCAGUCUCAAAAUGUUAACCCUAGUUUAGAUGGCCGUAGGUCGAGCAACGACUCUGGGUCUGCUGGCGUGAAUGCCUACAACAAACGACUCAUGAGUCCUUCAGUGAGUGGGACGAAUACACCUGUCAUUUCUCCUACUUAUAAACCGUUGAUAGGUACAAAAGAUAGCAAGGUGCUGAAAUACUCACCAACUGCGAAUGUUUCAGCAGCCGCUGAGAAUCUUCCAUCUCAUGUUGCAGUGUCAUCUGGUGCUAAUGAUCAAGCAUCUGAUAGUUUUACGCCCAAUUUAACGGAAUCUUCUACCUUAGCAUCAUCUUCAUCAUCAUUUCCAUCGUUGUCAUCGCCAUCACCAUCAUCGUCCUUUGCAUCUGCUCCAGCUGGACUACUACCUUCUCCUUCAUUGCAUCAGGGCUCUACUUUGCCUGAGUCUUCUCCCAAAGACCACUCUGAAAUUCUGGUAAAAUUACCAGAUAAGAGUGCAAAUAUUAUUUCCAAAGCGAUCCAACAAGAGUCUGAACAAUCGUCAGUCAGUGAAUCGAUGACCUUGGUCCCGGUUCUUCAACCGUCUGAUGUAACCUCUCUCUCGGCAGUCUCUAAAGCACGAGCAGAAAGGAAAAUAAAGGAUUUGGAGAUAACAAACACUUCGUUGUUAUCAAUAAAUCGUUAUUUGGAAAAGAAGAUACAUCGUCAGAAGAAGGAUAUCGAGCGUCUCAGCACCCGUCGAACUUCCGAUAGGAGUAGUAUGGGCAGGAGGACGACCCGGAACACAGAACACGGAUCUGAUGGAGAUUCGGAUAAUGACAGUGAUAACGAGUCGAGAUAUUCUGGAGACUAUGAGAACAGCGAUUUAGAUGAGUCCAGUCUGUCUUCGGACUUUUCUGAUGAUGAGUACUCUGAGCUUGAUAGUAGUUUCAUCGACACAACACUUUUAGACGAGGUACAAGAGCGCACUUCGGCACAUAUUUCAUUUUUAAAAUCGGCUGAAAAGUUCGAUACCAUGCUACGUCAGUGUCUAAUCAUAAGUGAUAGCUUACUGAACGAUGCAAUGAGCUCGCUCGAUUUCACAGUCAAACCAUCUGACAUAGGAAAAAAAGUCGUAGCUGUAGACGCUGGAGAAUCGGACGACCCAUAA